Molecule: messenger RNA, 2039 nt
Organism: Galendromus occidentalis (western predatory mite)
Lineage: Eukaryota; Metazoa; Arthropoda; Arachnida; Mesostigmata; Phytoseiidae
Exons: 8
Coding region: 30-2039 (669 amino acids)
Source: RefSeq, a predicted model, not a curated record
GGCAGGCAACUGGUCUCCAGACAUCAGACAUGCUGCCAAUCCGUUCAAUCGUCCUGGCCGUUUGCGCCUCGCUGGCUAUCGCUGCCCCCCUCAGUGGCAACGUUUGCCCUUCGAGCGGCGAUUGCCCCACCUGUUACGGCCUCCACACCCCGGACCUCCGCGACAUUGUUUGCAACUCGGAAUCCGCAUUCAUUGUCGCCACCGGUGUCGAUACAGAUGGUGAGCGCUGGACGUCUCCUCGUCGUUGGCAAGACAUCUUCGGAGCUCAUGGACAUCGCUACGCUGUCGAGCACUUCCCCAUUGACGAACGUCACUGGGACAAGGCUGACAGCGAAUGCAGAACCUACUACGCGAAGCCCGCCUAUGAAAUCACCAAGGGCCAGGCUCCUCGCCGUGUCCAGACUCCCGGAGUUGCUGGCUUCAAGAUGAACCCCGAGUGCAGUUGCAUUGGUCUUAUCGCCGAGGCCGGUUACGCCGUCGUGGCAUUCAAGAGCCGCGCUAUCAACCACUUCGAUGAGCUCGAGACCCAGGCCCUCAGCCGAGAUGUCGUUGUCGUGCCUCUGCCUCGCGGUGAAUUCAAGAUCCCCACUUGCGCUGCCUCUUUCAACGAGGACAAGACCACCAUCUCCACCGAGAAGCUCCCCGCUGUCUUCGCCAACGAUGAAGCUGAGCUCGAAUGCGACAAGGUCUCCUCCUGCCCCAAGUGCGAGGUCCUCCACAGCACUGAGCAGCUCAGGGAUAUCUGCCAGUCUUCCAAGGAACUCAUGAUCGUCAAGCGAGCUCUCUCUCGCGAUACCGCUACCAGCCCCAACGCCCCUUGGCAUAUGCCCAAGAUCGAGGUUUACGUUGACAAGGACAGCACCCAGGAAGAUUCCUACGAGACCCGCAUCAAGGUUUCUGCUCGCACCGAGAAGGGUUGUGCCAAGCCCAACUUCCACGUUCUCACCGCCUUGACUGCCAACCUCGAAGGCAAGUCCAUGCUCCGAGGAAUGCAGCUCGGUGAGCAGUGCCAGUGCGACUUCAUCCGCAAGCAACACGGAUACGCUCUUCUCCGAUCUGAACGUGAACUUUCCGAAACCGAUGCCCUCGGAGAGCAGGAAACCAUCCUCAUGAUCCCUCGUGGUCAGUACAUCAUCCCCCAGUGCCCCAGGGAGGAUGAAUCCGAACGUUCCGACAGCGACGAAGACGAGAAGGCUCAAUGCGAGGCGCCCGAGGACUCCUGCCCCAUCUGCGAGGAAUAUAUGUCUGAAGUUGAGCUCGAGGAGACCAUCAAGUCCGACGAUGCUCUCGUCGUCAAGAUGCAAACCAACAGCCACCUCAAGAAGUCCGAAGACUCCGAUGAGGUCAGGUGCGCUACCGCCGAAGUCGUUUCUGUCAUGAAGGGCCAGAAGGAGAACAUCAAGUCCGAGGUUACCUUCACUCUUCCCGAGAAGUGCCGCUGUGCUGCCAUGUCUAACUAUGGUCGCCAAUUCUACGCCGUUGUUAAGAAGGACGCCAUUGAAGGCGAACGUCUUGAGAAGCUCCCCCUCAACGAGAAGGUGUACAUUGUUGGUCAGAGUUUCCGCUCCCACAAUCUCCUCAAGAGAUGGUUGAACCCUGAGAGCAUCGAUGAGGCUGAAGACCGUUCAGGCUAUGACGGAUACGCUUCUUACGCUCCCCCUGCAUACGCCGCUCCUCCUCCGGCUUACGCUCCCGCCUACGCCGCAUACGCUCCUCCCCCUUACGUUGCUCCCGCGUAUGUCACAUCCGCAUGGAUGAAUUCGUACGGCUCCAAGAACCCAUCGAUCGCUGUGUCGUACAGCAUGCCCAUCACGAUACCGAUCGUGACUGCUAAAAGUACUUAUUCAAAGGGCUAUGACGGCAAGACUGGUUAUGGAAGCGACUACGGCAAGACUUCGGGUACCCAAAUUGUUGAAACGAAAGUCGAAGCAACCUACACCACGGUCGUGGGCAUCCAACCGGCUGACUCGUAUCCUUCAGCAGGACCAACUUACCAAGCUGGUUACCCACAAGCCCCAGGCUAUGUUUACAAGCAGUAA